Messenger RNA from Dictyostelium purpureum, 2678 nucleotides. RefSeq lists its product as uncharacterized. Gene Ontology annotation, molecular function: chromatin binding. The transcript has 2 exons. Gene Ontology annotation, biological process: mitotic chromosome condensation. Gene Ontology annotation, cellular component: condensin complex. The record is from RefSeq and is a predicted model, not a curated record. The coding region runs from base 1 to 2619 and encodes 872 amino acids. NCBI's taxonomy places the organism in Eukaryota, Evosea, Eumycetozoa, Dictyosteliales, Dictyosteliaceae.
AUGCUCUCUUCCAUAAAAAAGAGAUUUUCAGUUUUUAGUUCGGCUAGUAAUAAUAGUAGCCAUGGCAUUUCUACAAAUAAUAAUGACCAUAAUAAUACAGAUAAUAAUAUAGAUAAUAAUAAUAAUAUAGCAAAAAUAGCAUCAUUACAAAAUAAUACAAAAGAAAAUAUAAUAAAUAGUAAAGAAAAACCUUCGGACUCAUAUAAAAGAAAAAAAGAUGAUGACGAUAUUAUAAACAAUAACAAUAACAAUAAUAACCAAUAUGGCAGUGAUGACGAAGAUGAUGAAGAUAUUAGUGGUAGAAAGGUUACAUUUAAAGAGCCACCUUCAAAAAAACAACAUUCCUCAGACAACAACGAGGUUUUAAGUAAAUUUAAAAAAAGAAAAUCAAUAUUAUUACCAUCAUCAACUUUUGGAGCUAUACCAAAUCCAACCACAUCAACUGGUGUACAAAUUAAUUCAACUACAAUUAGAAAUCAAUUAGAUCAUCAAAAAAUUUCAGAUUUAUAUCAAAGUACAAUUAAAAUGAGUACUGAAAAUAAAAUUACACAAAAAAAUUCAUGGGAUAUUCCUUUAAUUGACCAUAUUAAAGAUGUUGUAGAAACUCAAAAACAAUUAGAUUCAGAUACAACUAAUUUUCAAGCAGCAUCAUGUGUUUUGGAUGCUAGUAUCAAAAUUUAUUCAUGUCGUGUAGAUUCGGUACAUGUCAACACAAUUAAGGUUUUAGGUGGUCUUUCAAGAGCUGGUGGCAAAGAAUUUAGAGAUGAUGACAAUGAUAAAGUUGGCGAAGGAAAUGAUAAGGGCUCGGAUAAAGAAGAAAAAGUAAAAAAGAAAAGAAAAAAAUCGGGUGUUAAUACUUUAGAAGAUAAUUUAGAUAAUAUCACUGUAAAGAAAUUUGAAUUAAAAUGUACCGUCGAUCCACUGUUUAGCAAAACUACAGCUGCAUUUGAUGAAGGUGGUGCUAAGGGUCUAUUAUUAAAUAAUCUUUCAAUUUAUGGUGACUGUAAAUUAGUUUUCGAUUCAAAUGAUGCAAUUCAUGACAUUGGGGAUGAUAAUCAAGUACCACAACAAGAAAAAAAAUCAAAAGAAAAUAUACAAAUUCAAUUAGGUCAAUGGAAACAUUUAUUUGCACCAGAGGCUUUCAGGGAUUUGGAAAUUUGUCCAACCUAUUAUGGUUUUUCAGAAUGGUCAACAAACGCUCAAAUGGUACCAAAUAUUUCAAAUAAAAAAAUUGAUGAAUUAAAUGAAUUAAAUAAUGAAAUCAACAACAACAAUAAUAACUUUGUAAAUAAUAAUGAUAACAAACAACCACAAGAAGAACUUAAUAUCAAUAACUUUGGUGCCGCAGCAGCCGAUGACGAUUAUUAUGACUAUGAAGGAGGCGGUGGUCCAGAAUGGGAUGAUAAUGACUAUGAAGAUCAUAAUAUACCGGGGCUCCAAUUAAAUGAAGAACAAGAAAAUAAAAAGAACAACAGUAACAACAAUUUUAAUAAUGAUGAUAUUUCACUAUUUGAAAGAAAUGAUCAAGAUUGGGAUAAUAACAACUUGUUUGAUAAUGAUAAAAACAAUGAAGAGGAUAAGAAUUGGACAGGACCAGAACAUUGGAAGUUUAAAAAAGUAACAAGAAAAACUAAAGAGGCUGAAAAAGAAAAACAAGACGCAGCAGAACCAAAGAAAAGAAAGACACGUAGAAAACCAACAUCAUCCAUUUCAUUUGAUUUUAACAGCCCAUUGACAGAUGCGUGGAAAUUCGAAACUGCAAAUACAUCUUCAUCAGCUACAACUUUAAGAAGAGCUGCAGCGUCUCAAAAUAAUAAUUUAUUACCACCAGAUAUUCAUUUUAGCAUUAAUAAACUGGCUCGUCUUUUCACCAAACCACAAUUUUAUGUACCAACUUUAAGAGAAAGAUAUUCAUUCAGUAAAAGAAAUAAAAGAGAUAUUGACAGUUCAAUGUCAUCACAAACUUUAGCAAGAAAUGGUGGAGAAACCAACAAUGAAAAUGGUGGUGAAGAUGAUAUUGAAUCUUCAAAUCCAUUUAAUAUUGGAAAUGAUGAUUAUGAUUACGAUGGUGGUGGCGGUGGUCCAGAAUGGGAUGAUGAUGAUUUACCAAAUAAUAACCAAUUAGAUUUAAAUAAUAAUAAUAAUAUGGAUAAUAGUAUUUUAGAUCAAAUAAAUAAUAAUAAUGAUAAUAAUAAUAAUAAUUUAGAUAACAUUAAUAAUAAUGAAAAAACUACAUUUAUUGGUUUAAAUAAUGGUGUUUUAGUUUCAGAACCUAGAAAAGUUAAUAGAAUUGAUAUAAAUUAUGCAAAAGUUUCAAAGAAAAUCGAUGUUAAACAAUUAAAGACUUCAGUUUGGAACUUGAUAGAAAAGAAAGAAGAAAAUGAGGACACUAGUGAAUCAGAAACAAUUCAAGAGGAUGGUGAUGAUAGUUUUGGUUCAUUAAUAGAAAAUCUCCACAUAGAACAAAAUCAACUCAGAGCUCAAAACAAACCAACUGCUGGCGAAGUUUCAAUUCCCCUCGCUUUUAUUUGCGUGCUCCAUCUGGCUAAUGAAAAAAAUCUUUCGCUUGACCAAGAAGAUAUUAAUAAUUUUUUUAUAUCAAACAAAAACCAAAAAUAAACCCUUUUAAAAAAAAAAUAAAAAAAAAAUUUUUAUUUUUUUUUUUUGUCUGUACAAUC